UAUACGUUCAGGGAGACAACGACGUGGGUCAUUUUGCGUGGAUAAAAAAUAUGUCCCACCUCAUGAGCACGCAGUUGACUAAGCACAAUGGAAAAAAAUAUUUCUGCGAUCGAUGCUUGCAUUACUUUAGUUCGAGUCAAAGGUUGGAAGCUCACAUUGUGGACUGUGGAGAGAUGAACGACUGCGCGAUCAGAUUACCGAGUGAGGACGACGAGUGGCUGACCUUCAAAAAUUACAACUGUAAGGAACGUGCACCGUUUGUCGUAUACGCCGACUUGGAGUGCACUCUGGAGAAGAUUGACAAGGAUUCGAUAACGUCUUCAUAUGCGUAUCGGCAUCAUGAGGUAUUCAGCAUUGGAUAUUACGUGCAUUGCUCGUACGAUGAUUCAUUGUCCACAUACCAAUCUCGUCGCGAUAAAGAUUGCAUCACGUUGUUCGUCGAGCAACUCAAAGUGUUAUCACAACACGUAAAAGAAAAAUUAUUCACUAAUGUCCCUAUGGAAAAUUUGUCGAAGGAACAGUGGGGGGCAUACCGUAGCGCGACGCAUUGCCACAUAUGUCAAAAACCGUUCGCACUGCCCAGGUAGCAGACGGACGUCAUUUUGACAUCAAAUACUAGUCAGGUUCGUCCGAAUGACGUCAAAUGACCAAAAAAUGACCGUCAUAUGUAAGUCUUUCGAAUGACGUUAUAAUGACGUCAUAACAUUACGUCAAUUUGACGUAAUAUUUAGGUCAAAUAUCCAUUUUAUUCACUAGUGCUCCAUAACCAGUGUUGUGCAAGGUACAUUAUUUUUAGUACCUAGUUACAGGUAUAGAUACUCUAGAAAAAAUGUACCGAGGUACAGGUAUAGGUACUAGGAAAACAAAAUACCUAGGUACAGGUACCUCAAAUGUACCUUAAGUGUACCUAGGUACAGGUAUUUUCAUUUAUUAGCAUAAAAUUUCAAAAUAAAUAGACAUUUAUGAUUUCAUGUGUGCAGUUGUACUUGUAGGGAUAUAAAGGUUAUAUAGAGGGCCUGUUCUUUUUAACUGCACUGUUGUAAACUAGUGCAAUAAGUUAAGGUGCAUUUACGUGCUCAUUGUAAAGGUGACGUCACAUGGAGCGUAAUUCGCGUAAGCGUAACCUGCGUAUCGCC
Vollenhovia emeryi is the source of this 1136-nucleotide messenger RNA. RefSeq lists its product as uncharacterized. NCBI's taxonomy places the organism in Eukaryota, Metazoa, Arthropoda, Insecta, Hymenoptera, Formicidae. The coding region runs from base 51 to 587 and encodes 178 amino acids. The record is from RefSeq and is a predicted model, not a curated record. The transcript is spliced from 3 exons.